AUGAUCUUCUCCAACGUGAUCGGAGCACUGACGUCGGAUUCGAACACUCUGUGGAUGGCGUUGCUAUCACUCGUGGUCCUCGGUGUGUACUAUUUAUUCUCCGACAGAUUUUCUGAAAACCGAGGACGACAGAUUUCACUGUUGCCGUCGGUCACGAGAAGCCAAUGGACCUCAUUGAUUCUGUCGCUAAAACUCGCUAGUUUUGGACCAAGAGAUAUUUUGCCGUAUUUCGACAACAUUAUCAAAAAGUAUGGGUCGCUGAUCCACCUCAAAAUCAUAGCACGUCAUUAUAUCAUCAUAAACGAUCCGGACGAUAUAAAGGUACUACUGUCGAGCGUACAGCAUAUUACGAAAGGUCCCGAUUAUGAGAUGCUUGAACCGUGGUUGAACAAAGGGCUACUGACCAGCACUGAUCAAAAAUGGCAUUCUAGGAGGAAACUGUUGACCAACACUUUUCAUUUUAAAAUAUUGGAAACUUACGUGCCGUCGCUAAAUAAGCACUCCCGUUCGUUGGUCAAAAAUCUCAUAAACGCAUCAGACAACGGGAAAUCCAUAGCUGAUAUCGACUCCCAUGUAACUCUCUGUGCUUUGGACAUUGUGUGUGAAACAAUUAUGGGUGUAAAUUUGAGAACUCAAGAGGGUAAAUCGAUGAAUUACGUUAAAGCAAUCAAAAAUGUCAGCCAGAUACUAAUCAAACGUAUAUUCACGUUUUGGUAUUGGAACGAAAUCGUUUUCAACCUUAGUAGCAUUGGCAGAGAAUUUCGUAAAUCAUUAAAGUUAUUACACGAUUUCACCGAAAAUGUCAUACGGGAGAGACGAAAAAUACUAGAAAACGUAGAACAAAAGAAGCCCGAUGAAAAUGGAAAGAAACGGAUAUAUUCGUUUUUGGAUCUUCUUGUCGGUGUUUCCAAAGAAAAUCCUGGUGCGAUGACUGAUAAAGAUAUACGAGAAGAAGUGGAUACGUUUCUUUUCGAAGGUCACGACACGUCUUCAAUAGCCAUGACCAUGGCUAUAAUUCAUUUGGGGCUCGAUCAAAACAUGCAAAAUUCGGUCAGAGACGAGCUUUACGAAAUAUUCGGCGACAGUGACCGGGACGCAACAAUGGAAGACCUCAAAGCGAUGACAAAUUUAGAAAGAGUGAUAAAAGAGACAAUGAGACUUUAUCCGAGCGUGACGGGUAUCACGAGAACCCUCAAAGAGCCGCUCCACCUCAACAAGUAUACUAUCCCUUCUAAAUCGGUGAUGGUCGUCGUCCCUCACCUGUUGCACCGUGACGAAAACAUCUAUCCCAAUCCGGAACAGUUCGAUCCUGAUCGGUUUUUGCCCGAACAGUGCAAUGGACGCCACCCUUACGCGUACAUACCGUUCAGCGCCGGCCCCAGAAAUUGCAUAGGUCAAAAGUUUGCCAUGUACCAGAUGAAAACAGUAUUGUCCACGAUCUUGAGGUAUACAAUUGUUGAGACGUUGGGGACGCAGAAGAGCAUCGUUAUCAGCACACAGUUGAUAAUGAGAGCGGAUUACUUGCCGAGCGUGAAAAUAACGCCAAUCACAAAUAUCGCACGUCAUAUUAUACUAUAA
Molecule: messenger RNA, 1578 nt
Organism: Macrosiphum euphorbiae (potato aphid)
Lineage: Eukaryota; Metazoa; Arthropoda; Insecta; Hemiptera; Aphididae
Source: the annotation of a GenBank genome assembly